This is a messenger RNA of Leishmania major strain Friedlin, 1833 nucleotides long. RefSeq lists its product as hypothetical. Gene Ontology annotation, cellular component: mitochondrion. The record is from RefSeq and is a predicted model, not a curated record. Gene Ontology annotation, molecular function: calcium ion binding. The transcript has a single exon. The coding region runs from base 1 to 1833 and encodes 610 amino acids. NCBI's taxonomy places the organism in Eukaryota, Euglenozoa, Kinetoplastea, Trypanosomatida, Trypanosomatidae.
AUGCAGAGCGCUAGCACGAUGACGUCGUCAUCGUGGAUUCGAAACAAGAAGCCUAAGUUCUGGGCUCUUGUCAAUGAGGCCGGCGCCGACGACGUGGAGGCCGGCGGCAGCGGCGAACGACUCGCAACGACCGCCACAGCCUCCACGGCCGCUGGCAGUGCAGCGCCGGCAUCACCGAGCGCCAAGACUUCGCCUUCGACCAGCACGGCGGUCAGCGCGCCGUUGACAGCAAUGCCACCCACGCUUGCCGGUGAAGCUUCACCCUCGGCGAAGGAGCCUUCACAGGUACGUGCGGCAGCGGAACCGAUGAAGGCUGCCUCGGAUGUCGCGACCGGCUCCUCGCCCUCGAGCACGGCUGCUAGUGCUGUCUCCACUGCCGCUGUCGGUGCUCGAAUGGACGCGGACUCAUCGAGCUCACUAGAAGCAACUAACCGCGCCGUCACGGCGCACAGCAUCCGCAUCUCGACAUCGGUGUCGCCGUUCCGCAACCGCUACAAGCGCGACGUGGCGCAUAUGCUGUCGGAGCUUCUGAACAGCGACCCCUCACUGGGACCGCAGCUGCUGGGCCAACUGUCCGCCGAGAGCCGACGCCUGCUACUCAUCAUGGGGGCGGCCAGUGAGUACUUUGGUGUGGAUUACGAGGAAGUGGCGGAGCAGGUGAAGGUGGCGGACACGGACAGAGACAACUCUAUUUCCUCCAAGGAGUACGACGCCUGGGUGCGGCGCAUGGCCGACUCGACGCCGGCGAAGCGUCGCCACGCAAAGGAGGACCAGGCAAGCGCGGACACGUUCGACUCGGUGCUGCCGUUGGCCUCCGCCUCUGCACAGGGCGCCGCUGCGGUCGUCCAAGCCGUACCGCCGUCGAUGCCCUCGACAGCGCCACAGAGCAGCAGCCGCGGCGCAAGUGGUACAAGCCCCUCUGCUAAAGCUGCAUCUGCCACUUCCGCGAGCGCGUACCUCCCCGCCGCCGCGUCCGCCACGCCAUCCCGUCAAAGAAUGGACAUGACGGUUGGGACAGCAAAGGCCGGUAGCGCUUGUAUCAUCGGCGCGAUGCAGCAGAGUCUUCCAUCAGCGGCGGCGGCGGCGCCAGAGAGUCGCGAUGUCGGUGGCGGUGCUGCAUCUGUGGCAAUGACAUCGCCCACGCGUGCCUCUCCCAAGAGCAGCGCUGCCAACAGAAGUCGUGGCUGUGUCAGCGACGCCGCCGGCGGUGGUGCGGGUGCCUCCCCCUUUCUGCCGGUCACCCCAGCUGCCACGGUCACCAGCGCAGCGAGUGCUUCCACCAAACAGGACCCGGGCUACAUACCGUGGCCGACUUACCUGAGGAUCGUCGCGGCCGCCGUGCCGCCGUUCCUGGCCUUUGGGAUGCUGGAUAAUACCACCCUUGUCCUCGCCGGUGGCGCAAUCGACAACGCCCUAUCCGGCAGCCUAGGCCUCUCGCAGAUGGGCGCCGCCAGUCUCGGCGGCGUUGUCAGCGGCGUGGCGGGAAUUCAAGUGCACGGCCUGGCCGAGCGUUAUACGCGGGCAGCACCGCCACGUCUGACGAUGGAGCAGCAGCGCAGCGAUGCCUACUCGCGUGCCACACAGGCGGGAAACACGCUGGGGAUGGUGGCUGGGCUCAUCCUUGGCAUGACCCCGCUGCUGUUCAUGAGCGGGUCGACGCAGUUGGCAGAGCAGGAGGAGCGCGACCGUCACCACUUUCGGCGAGAGGCUGCGCGCAGUCAUCAGCGUCACCGCAAUACAAUGGAGAAGGAAGAGGCAACACUGCGGCAGCGGCUAUGGAGGGAGGAGGAGGCAGCGCGGGAGGCGCUCCUGCGAGGCGACGACAAGAUGUAG